Molecule: messenger RNA, 336 nt
Organism: Hypoxylon trugodes
Lineage: Eukaryota; Fungi; Ascomycota; Sordariomycetes; Xylariales; Hypoxylaceae
Exons: 3
Coding region: 1-336 (111 amino acids)
Source: RefSeq, a predicted model, not a curated record
AUGAAGUUCUUAACGACAAUACUUGCGCUAUUAUCAAUAGCCAUCACCGGAACAAGCGCGUGGAAAGAAUUCGAAGCGAUCGAGUUCACAACGACGGACUGUACCGGGUGGAUCAAGCACGCAGCUAUCGGCAUGAAGCCGGAAUACUGGCAGAUCAAAACGAACAACGAAUCCAACAGCGUCUACGCAUCAACCGUCAACGACGGCAUCUACCGGUGGUACGCGUUCUCCGAGACAUCCGAGACAGGGUGUGCCGGGGACGUACUAGGACGCGUGUGGACGGGUCUUUUGGCGCAUGAUGAUUACGGGUGUGCGGCGAUUGGUCAAGGGGAAUAG